AUGCAGGCGUCCAUGUCACCGACCUUUCUUCAAAAGGAGUUCAUCACCAAAGGCCUCACGAGCUGUCCUCUGGCAGUCCACAUCCCCGAUGCACCGCAACCGCCGUGCGCAUGUGGAGGAACAGUGGUGUUUCAUAUGAACCAGCUAAAGGAUAUGAUGGCCAACGCCAGCCACCUGCGAGUCGAUCAGAUGCUGCAGGGGAUCAAGCUCGCUCUGUCCGUCUGCCAAGGAUACCUACAAUGCAGAAAUUGCCCAAAAGACAGCACCAGUCUGCUGCUGCCUAUCUCUACGAUAGACUUUACACUGCAACUGUUCGAAUACUGGAUAUCGUAUGGGCUGGCGGCGCAACAUUCAGUGGGCGUCGACAGUGCAAGGAUAAGAUAUGGAGACUUUGAAUUGUGUUCGGAGGAAAGUUGGUGGAUCAGUCGUUUCCUGCUCCGUGCGCGACUCAUCCAGUGCAAGGAGGUGUUUACUGUGCUUCAGGAAGCGAUCGAUGUCUGCCUCGGAUCGCCAUCCGGUCAUCUCGGGCAAGGACUGUAUGAUGAGAACCGCGGAGGCAGCUGUCUCGAUCAGAUCCUUCGGGGGUACGAAGAAACCGUGGAAGCUUUUCUGCGUUGUUUAUCGGGGAAUGAUGCAUGUCCUACUUGA
Aspergillus fumigatus Af293 is the source of this 648-nucleotide messenger RNA. RefSeq lists its product as uncharacterized. Bases 1 to 648 code for a protein of 215 amino acids. The record is from RefSeq and is a predicted model, not a curated record. NCBI's taxonomy places the organism in Eukaryota, Fungi, Ascomycota, Eurotiomycetes, Eurotiales, Aspergillaceae. The transcript has a single exon.